GCUGGGCUAUGGUGUUUGCUGCUGCAGGCUUCAAAGUGAAACUUUAUGAUAUUGUGCAACAACAGAUAACAGGCGCACUGGAAAGCAUUCGAUACUGAAGCUGUAAAACAAAACAUAUAGGAGAAAGUAGGUGGACUGUUCGAGGGUCAUUCUGUGGAAGGAUCAGACUAAUCCUAGAAUAGCAGUUUUCUUCAAUCACCCUUCUCACUGAAUAGAAAUGAGUUCCCAAGCUCUUCAAAGAAAAUGAAAGACAUGUGGCAGAGCUCCCACUAUAUUGGAGAUCCAGAUCUUUUGGGACAGGGCAUAAAAUAAAAGACUGGGAGACGUAAAUACUGUUUUGACCUGCUCUGUGAUUGCAAAGGGCUUCCAUCUGUGAUACUGCUACCUUUCUUGAUCUAGAGAGUCAGUCUGGGACUCUGCCUUUGAGUGUCUACAAAUCACAAACAAAUGAAGGAGCUGGAGGAGUCAGGAUUCCUGAAAGGAGCUUUGAAUGCAGAGAAGCAGUUGGCUCUCAUUACUGGCUGUACAGACCUGAAGGAAGCAGUAGAGGGUGCUACUUUCAUUCAGGAAUGCACUCCGGAGAACCUAGAACUGAAAAAGAAGAUUUUUGGUCAGUUGGAUCUUAUUGUUGAUGACAAUGUUAUCCUGAGCAGCUCAACCUCUUGCCUCUUACCUACCAAGUUGUUCACUGGCCUUAAACAUGUUAAGCAAUGUGUUGUGUCACAUCCUGUAAAUCCACCUUAUUUUGUACCAUUGGUUGAAAUUGUUCCGCAUCCAGAAACAGAUCCUUCAAUUAUAGAGAGAACAUAUGCUCUGAUGAAGAAGAUUGGUCAAUCUCCUGUCAAAUUAAACAAAGAGAUUGAGGGGUUUGUUCUGAAUCGGCUACAGUAUGCAGUGAUAAGCGAAGCCUGGAGACUUGUCGGGGAAGGAGUAGUGUCUCCUGCUGACCUAGACCUUGUGAUGUCUGAUGGAUUGGGAAUGAGAUAUGCAUUUAUUGGACCUCUGGAAACCAUGCAUCUUAAUGCAGAAGGUAUUUCAAAUUACUGUGAAAGAUACUGCGAAGGUAUGAGACUUGUUCUGAACACUUUUGGACCAGUACCAAAAUUUUCAGGUGAAGCUGAGCAGAAAAUCAAUCAGGCAAUGUCGGAAAAAAUUCCAGUGGUUCCAGAACACCUGGAUGCCAGGAGAGAAUGGAGAGAUGAAUGUCUUGCUCGUCUUGCCAAACUGAAAAACGAGAUGAAAUCUGACUGAGGUGCACCUUGUCUAACAGGAAAAAACAAAUGAAGAACAGGUCUUCAUAAAAAGCAGGGAUUUUUGGUGAGCCAGAAGAGGUGGCUGAAUGUGCAGGCAACAAUUUGCACAAAUUCAGAGAUCUAUGAAACAUUUGGUCCAAAAUUGUCAUGAUGUAAUUCAUGAAUAACUGUAGAAUUAUAAAAAGUUCAUUUUAAACUUUAUCUAAUUCUUGUAUGUAUGCAUUAGAUAUGUGAGCAUUUAGUAGCUUUAGCUAUAUUAGUAAUGUGCAAUACUAGAACACAAUGAUGUUUUAAAUAAUGCAUUUUUAAACUUGCUUAGAAAUUCGGAGCUUGAACAGUAUUUGCUUAUGCAGAGAUCUGAAAUAGGCAAACAUCAGCUGUUUGUCAUGGGAGGAAAAAAAACCCUCAGCAGCCAAUCAAUAUGGCAGUGAGGUUAAUUUGUAAGAUAAGAGGAGGUUGCACUGAACGAAGAGUAAGUUCACUGGCCAUUCUCCCAGUGAAAUGAGAGCUCCACAGCAGUAAGAGUCACUUCAAUUUAGCUCUGUAACUGUUCCACAAUGUAGAGGAAAAAAAAUACUUUUCCUUUCCCUCCCUAUGGCACUUACGUAUCUAUGUGAUGAGUUAAAUGUGAGUGAAUAGAACAGAGUAGAAUUCCUUCCUUAUCCUAUAUCCCUGAAUCUCUAUGACUCAUCAGAGACCUAGUCAGUUUUUCAGACCAUGUACUUGAUACUCCAUGACUUCACCCCAACUUAAGUUAGAUGUUUGAUGCCGUUGAUAGGCAUUGCUGCAUAAAUGUGUGUCCCAUUCUAAGACUUUUGUAUGAUAAAUAAGAUGUUUUGAUUUAACAGCUUGGGAGACACCUUCCAAGCUACACAGCAACCUUCUGAGUGAUCUUGGGAAGACAGUUCAUUUUCCAUUGCCUUGUGUGUUUUGUACAUUAUCUGGAACAAGGGCUGUCUCUGUAGGACUCAGCUGUAAUGAAUUUAACAACUGUGGCUGAAGGAAUCCCUCCAGAUAUCUGCUGCUUUGCUUCCCUGCACAGGAAAUUGUGCAGUUGUUUGGGUGCAGCAUUUAUGCUUUGCUGCUGCCCUUUUCUACAUGCGUCACAACAUCUGUAGAAGGACGGAGUAUAUACAUGGUAACAGUAGUAUCUUUGGUUGUUGCAGUGACAUGCUUCAGUCCACAGCAAAGUUUUACUAUGAAUGUGUGUACCAUAUAAUAUGGUUGGACCUUAGGUUCUUAGCUAGAACCUUUGGGCAUUAUUGUAAUACAAAUAGUAAAAAUAAUGUGCAGCACAGCAUUGCAUUCACAUCACUUGAGUUAAACAUUUGAAUUUGUACUAGCUGGUCAUGUAACUUCAGUCACAGCACAGAUUCUGAAAUGUUAAACUGAUUUUUUUAAUGUUUGGCUCAGGAGCAUUUUAACUCUUGUUCUUAAAGGAGAGGGCAUACAAACAUAGUUGGCAUACAAACAAGUUACUGCAGAUUAGUUGGUUACCGUGCUGUGAGCUGAGCAGCAGAUAAAUUGGAUUGCCUGACAUAGGUUUUAGGGAAAGAACAUGUCUCUGUAUUUGAAACAUGGGAUAGGAUCCGUAGCAUAGAGAUCUAUAUCUGAACAGAUUGUCCUGUGCUCCUUUUAUAAUCAGUGGAGAGAAAGAAAAAUAUGUAAGCUCAAUUUAUUUUAUCUGGUAUAGACCUAAAAUGGUCAGGUGAAUCACACCCUGAAAGCACCAGAAUACUGUCUUUUAUUGCCUGGAAUGGGGAGAGCAGUGAUUGGGUCAACCUGUGUUAAGACAUCUGAAGUGGAGGGGUCAGUCUCCACUCUUGGUGCCUUAUUAAGCAAUAGUAGAUUAAUUAUGAGGCUGAUUUCUUCAUUUUAUGUAUGUCUUUGUAUUUUAGACAAGGCCAUAGAAGGCUCUGAUUACUUUUUAAGAUUAGAACUAUUUUGCUGUGGGUAUAUGACAUUGUCAUAGCUAAUUAUCUUGCAUUGCUUCUGUUUACUUUGAGGUAUUUUAAAACUUAAUCACAUCAUCAAAUAUUUGUCUCAAUUUUUAUUAUUUUCUAAUGAAUAAAAAAAAUGUAAUGGGUAUUAA
Messenger RNA from Rhea pennata, 3345 nucleotides. RefSeq names its product crystallin lambda 1 (gene CRYL1). Gene Ontology annotation, biological process: fatty acid metabolic process. The transcript has 9 exons. Bases 448 to 1251 code for a protein of 267 amino acids. NCBI's taxonomy places the organism in Eukaryota, Metazoa, Chordata, Aves, Rheiformes, Rheidae. The record is from RefSeq and is a predicted model, not a curated record. Gene Ontology annotation, molecular function: L-gulonate 3-dehydrogenase activity; NAD+ binding.